This is a messenger RNA of Penicillium samsonianum, 741 nucleotides long. RefSeq lists its product as uncharacterized. Bases 1 to 741 code for a protein of 246 amino acids. NCBI's taxonomy places the organism in Eukaryota, Fungi, Ascomycota, Eurotiomycetes, Eurotiales, Aspergillaceae. The record is from RefSeq and is a predicted model, not a curated record. The transcript has a single exon.
AUGGCUCGGGGGCGAGCUGUCACCAAAUCGGCCGUUCCACAGCAGCCCUCCAAGGUCGACGCAGAACUUGCUCGAUACACAGGAAAUAUCGAGGCAACCAACGAGUAUGCCAAGCGGGUGUUGGCCGACUACUCAGAAGGCCUAGCCGAGAGCAUCGAGUUCUUAGACUUCUCCAGAGUACGCUCGAUUCCCCUAAACAAGACACGUCGACCUCAAGAUGGCAGGGUCGUCAAGAGACAGAGGCUUGAUCCAGGACAAGGGUCUUCGAAGAGUCGAGCGAUUCUGACUACAGGAACAUCUACCGAAACCUGGCCGCGAUCGGUAAGGUCCCCAACAAAGCACAUCCGACGGGUCACCAGAGGAGUCAGUGACGACUUCAUCAUGGACUGUGAUGAGAUCGAUCAAAUUUCGAAAGACGCCGAACGUAUUAGAAUCGUUCGGGGAAUGCUCGACGCUCACGCUCGACAAAUUGUACACAUAGCCAAGGACUUAGCGGACGCAGAAACAAUCUAUGAAGCCAGAUACGACGCCUUCACUUCGCAUCUGGAUGCCCGCAACAACGAUAUCGCCAAACGUGCCCUACGAUCGGUUCUCGACAAAGUUCGUCUACGCACGCCCCUGGAGAAUACGCAAGGACCGCAACAGGAAGAACCUAUUCUCAUGAGCGACGACGACCAACUAACGUCUUGGCAUUCGGCGCAGUCGGCGCGGACGGAAGAACAAGGUGACGAAUCCUCAUAG